Molecule: messenger RNA, 4143 nt
Organism: Cryptotermes secundus
Lineage: Eukaryota; Metazoa; Arthropoda; Insecta; Blattodea; Kalotermitidae
Gene: Ir93a
Product: ionotropic receptor 93a
Exons: 16
Coding region: 674-2884 (736 amino acids)
Biological process (GO): monoatomic ion transport
Cellular component (GO): membrane
Molecular function (GO): signaling receptor activity; ligand-gated monoatomic ion channel activity
Source: RefSeq, a predicted model, not a curated record
CACAGUGGCCUCACAUUCUUAAGUAUGAACUGUCUUCGUUCGCUUGAACGCUGGAAUUGUGGGUUCGAAUCAAGACACUGUAUUAAAUGGCACAAAUAUCGUUUCCACCUUACAAACUCACUUGUGUGUCAUGUUCUUAUUCCCGACUCCAACUAACUUCAUGGAGAUGAGCCUUUCUUGAGACGCCGUCAGUCGCCCAGCUACUCAAGAAUUUCCCAUAAUUAUAUUGAACCUAGAGAUUCAUUACCGUGUUAAGAAGAACCCGCCAAUUUUCUGUGUCCUGAGUCAGAUGAAUCCAGUCCAUACCGUCCCAUUCUAUUUUUCUAAGAGCAAUGCUGUUAGUGAAGAAUUUUGUGUUUUGGGACUUAACACCGUUUAGCACGUUGAAAGUCAACCGGCGUCUCGAAAGGACAUGCCACCUCCAUUUCAGGGCCGAAGAAUAAACCGGGCAGAGCUGUCACGCUGGUUUCUUGUUGGGCUUAUUCUUCGGCGCUGAUGAUGUAGGCGACGUGUUCCUCAGAAACGCCGGUUGACUUUCAACGUGCUAUAUGUCGUUAUAUCCCAGAAGAUAGUACUUUUCAUAACCACCGCUGUGAGAACCUUACAUUUUACGCAGUGCUAUGAUUGCCUGUAUUAAAUUAAGUAUGAAAUUUGGGUUGUCUGUAAUAGCAUAAUGUCCAUACCAAGUUUUUUUUCAAACUCUGUCACACGAUUCCAAAUUGAAAGCGGAGACAUACGGACAAAAAGACGAACAAAUACGGAGACACAAAGGCAAGAUGAUAUAACAGACUUGGAAAUGGUGGAGCGCACAGUAAUGAGUGUGUCUGUGCCGACUCCUGGUAAAGAGGGCAGUGCUGCAGCAGUGGCAGUCUUCAAGGUGCAUGGUGCUCGCACGGAGUGGAACAGAAGAAAGUCUGUUAUGGAAGUACUACAGAACUUUCCCGUGAACCGACUUGGUUCCAAUUUCAUCGUUGUGGUUUCCCAAGAACUAGUAAGCGUUAUCAUGGAAGUGAGCCAGGCAGUGGGACUGACACAUCCGGAAAGCCAGUGGCUCUACAUCAUCUCUGACCCAAAAGCACUCAGUAACAACAUGUCCGCAGUCACAGCCUUGUUGAGUGAGGGUCAGAAUAUCGCGUUUGCUCACGACAGCAGCUCCAGUGGAACGGAUUGUGAGGGCGGGCUGUUUUGCCACGUGGAGGAGCUUCUACAGAGUUUCGUAGUGGCACUGGACUUGGUCAAUGAAGACGAAGAGAAUUUCAUCGGCCAGGUAUCCCCGGAGGAAUGGGACGUUAUCAGUCCAACCAAAUACAAGCGCCGCUCCGUCCUGCUCGACCUAAUGAACACCGCGCUGAGUGAGGGCGGCCGCUGCGAUAACUGCACGACUUGGACAUUAAAAGCUGGAGAUACGUGGGGGCUGGAAUAUCAAGAACAGGAGCAGACAGACGGGGGCCAUAAAAUGACCAGACAUAUGAUCACUGUUGGUCGGUGGUCGCUUCGAGAAGGUCUCAGGAUGUCAGACUACCUGUUCCCUCACAUAAGGAAAGGUUUCGGAGGUCGAAACCUUCCUAUCAUCUCGUUUCAGAAUCCGCCAUGGCAAGUCAUCAAAUAUAAUGACACUACUCAGAGGACAGAUUAUGAUGUACUACUAUUUAAAAUUGUUAAUCAACUGGCACAGAAUUUAAAUUUCAGAUACACGGUCAUAUUUCCAGCAAGUAACAAAGAAGGAUGGACAAGUGAUUCUACCUUAACGAAAGACAAUGACGGCAAUGUAAGCAACGUUUUUCUUGAAACCGAUAAGAUCAUUGAAAUACUCCGUAGAAAGAGGGUAUUGCUUGCUGCAGGCGCCUUUGCAGUGACGCCGAAGAGAAAGGAACUCGUCAAUUUUACUAUGCCGAUCUCAAUCCAGACGUCAAUGCUACUUACAUCUCGCCCUGAUGAAGUCAGCCGGGCGCUCAUCUUCAUAGCUCCCUUCUCAUAUGAAACGUGGGCCUGUAUCUUGUUGCUGAUGGUCAUCGUGACGCCACUGCUCAACUACUUCCACCGUCACAGUCCUUACUACGAGUACUUCUGCAAGAGAAAUGUGAAGGGCGGUCUCAACUCCCUGUACAACUGUUUGUGGUACGUGUAUGGGGCUCUGAUGCAGCAAGGUGGUAUGCAUCUUCCGGAGGCUGACAGCGGCCGCAUAAUUGUGGGCUUCUGGUGGCUGGUUGUCUUGGUUAUUGUGACGUCAUACAGCGGCAGCUUGGUUGCUUUCCUCACUUUCCCCAAAUAUGAGGUCGCCAUUACAAAUGUAGAGGAACUUCUGGCACGCCGGAGCACGGUGUCCUGGGGAAUUCUGAAAGACACGGCUGUAGAGGAACACCUCAAGCAGAUGGAGCAUCCCAAGUACAAAUCGUUGCUCGAGGGAGCUACAAUACACGACGAACAGAAUGACGCGCUGGUGUCCCAAGUUCGUGCCGGUUCACAUGUUUUCAUCGAGUGGGAAAUUAACCUCCUGAACGUCAUGAAGAGAGAGUUCCUUGCUACUAACAGAUGUGACUUCGCCCUCGGAGACGAAGAAUUUUUGGAAGAACAACUAGCGAUGAUGAUGCCGUUAGGGAGCCCAUACCUCGGAAUGGUCAACAGAGAGCUUCGGCGAAUGCACCAAGCCGGCCUGAUCUACAAAUGGUACCUCGAGCACCUGCCCAGGAAGGACCGCUGCUGGACCACCAGUCGGAUUAUGCAGGCCACAACCCACGUUGUCAACCUGGACGACAUGCAAGGUUCCUUCUUCGUGCUUGGUUUAGGUUGCGCCUGCGCAGUGAUACUCAUCUGUCUCGAGCAGUGCUACCACAAGCAUAAAUUAUCUAAAGAGAAAAGGGUGAUAAAACCUUUUGCUUCUUAGAUUAUUAUGUACUAAUCCAAGGCGUCUUACUUUAUUGAAGAAAUUUAUCUACACACAUAUUUGUAUGUAACAAGUAUUAUUGUAUGAAAUCUCAAUGUGCAAGAAUAUACUAACUUUCAUCAACCGAAAAGAGGCGUAUCUUUCUUUUGUAAACUUUUGAAUCAAAUUCCGGCUCCAGCUACGAAGUAAUGUAACAUCAUACAUCUAUCCUCUUACUUUAAUAGACAGGCUAGCGGCCUUUGGGGGGGGGCUAUUUUGAAUAGAGUACGAAAUUUCAAAUUUCACCAAAAGCUAUGAAUUUUGUAGUAAUCUGAGGGACUAUUAGCUUCUCAAAAAGGAUCAUCUUCGAUUGACUUAUUUGCAUUCGAUAUGUGAAUAACGUUUCGUGGUAUUUUUAAUCUAUGCGAACAAAGAGUAACUAAACUUUUCAACUUUCAUGCUGUAGAUUAAAAAUACUAUCCCUGUAACAGUCCGUGAAGGCCCAUAGGGUCGUGAGACGUCGAGGCCCUCAUGUUUUGUCUAGAUUCCAGAGUUUAAAGUGCUGUUGUGUUUCUCUACGUUGAAUAUCAAAAUAUAUUUCCUGCGUUUAAAAAAAAAACAUUUUAAAACAGAGGAACAUAUUUAACUUAUUCCUAAAUUACAAAAAUCUAGUGAAUUUCACAAAAAACACACACCCAUUUAAAUGAAAUAUUUUUAUUUAUAUCCCACUACAAAUAUUGAUUUAUGAACUUUUAUAUUCAAUUGUGAAGAAAAUGUACAAUCUACGAAUACUAUGUUCGUUUGAGAUGUAACGCCGUGGAAUUCUGUACAUGUUAAUCGACGUUUCGGUAGAAUAUAUCGCCUUCAUUUUCAGGGUCGAAGUGUAAGGAAACAACGAAGCAAAGACGAAGUAAACGUUGAGUAGAGCUAUGUUUGCCAUCUGCUUCUUGCUAGUUUGUUGUUUGGCUUACUCUUUGUGACCUUGAAGAUGGAGGCGAUAUAUUCUUCAGAAACGUCGGUGAACUUGUGCCGAACUACACGUCAUUAAAGUUCAAGAGAUGGUACACUUCUAGUGAGAGUCUAAAAUCCAACAAACAAAAUCUACUUGAUUCUGUAUCAGAACAGAGGACCUAAUCCACGCAAGUUGAAGUCUCUGUAAGAUGUACGGUAUUACAUGCUUUCGAUUAAGAAAGCUAAAAAAUAUGCAUAUUCACAAAAUUUUGUUUAUUCUUGAGCACUGGUCCCCAAGCACCAUACUGCGUCUUCUUACUCUCUUGAAU